AUGAGUUUUGAUUGUUUUUACACAGGUCGCGCGAUUGAGCGAGUGUGCGCGGGCGCUGACGGCGCUGGCAUGGUUUCGGCGGCACGAGCGCUGCUUUCUGCGGUAACAAGAGUCUUGCUACUCGCAGACAUGGUCGUCGUGCGACAACUACUCCUCGCCAAGGAUAAGGUAGCGCGGUCGCUUGAUCGGUUGGAAUCAGUUUCAAACUUUGCGGAAUUCGUGCGUGCUUUUACGGAGUUCGGUGGCGGCAUGGUGGAGCUAGCCAGGUUGACGGCAGAGCGAAGAGCUGACUUACGAGACGAGCGGAGACGGGCACAGGUCGCCGCAGCUAGAAAUGUUCUCGAACGUUCCACGCUCAUGCUCCUUACUUCUUCGAAGGCUUGUCUAAGGCAUCCAGGGAGCGCAUCUGCGAGAGAAAACCGCGACACGGUGUUCUGUCAGAUGCGGCGGGCCAUGGAUCUUAUUCACUACGUUGUGAGAGACGGACUGCCAGGACAUGAAGAACACGCGCAUGAGGCUGCACAGUGGGAAGCAGGCACUGCGCUCGGUGCGCUCCGUGGUUUGACGGGCCAGGUGCGGACGGCAAGAGCGCGCGGCGGCGCCGAUGCAGCUCGGCGUCGUGCCCUCGCUGGCACACUUCGAGCUCUUGUCGAACGCACUCACGAUUUCACCGACUCCGCCUACACCUCGCAUGAACACCGACAACGGAUACUCGCGCUUGCCGAAAGAAUAGCGUAUGAAUUGGAAAGAUUAGUUGCUGUCGCGGUGUCCCUGGAAGAGCAAGGAGCAGGUGGAGGUGCUACGGCACUUGAAAGUGCGUGUACUGGGGCGACGGGUGCUGCUUCUGAGCUGGAGCGUGCACUGGUCGCCGCAGCACGUGACCAGGCAAGAGACUUGGCCCCGCUUGCUGACGAGGCAAAACGACUCGCCUCGGACCUUGCAUAUAUAGCUAGUUCCUGUGGUGAGAGAGAAUCAGAGAGACUGCACAAUAUAGCCAGCCGGCUUCAUGAACAAUUAGAUCACAUAAUAGAGGUUUGCAAAUUACUCAGACAUAUAGCGAUGUCAGAAACAUUACAAGUCAGUGCAAAGUUUGCAGAAAUCAAUCUUAGAAUAUACGGUCCACAAGUGGUGACGGCGGCGCGAACGUUGGCAGCUCACCCUAACAGUGCCGCGGCGAGGGAGAACCUCGACGUAUUCGUAGAUAUGUGGGCGUGGUUACUCGCUGAUGCUGCGAGGCUCGCCCGAGAACUUCUUGACCUCACAGACGACAGACCCGACAAACAACAAUAUAGCAGUUUGCCAAGGCCUGGGAAACAUGGAACGACGAGUAAACCUUUAAAAGCGGUUAGACUGGAUUCUGACGAACAAGCGAAGAUCGCAAAAUCUGGCCUUGAAAUGAAAAUGAUGUCAUCAGAAAUGGAUGCAGAAACUGAAAAGUGGCAAGGUGCUGCUGCCGAUGAAAACAACGACAUCGUGAAGAGGGCAAAAAAUAUGUCUUCCAUGGCCUUCGCUAUGUACCAAUUCACAAAAGGUGAGGGCCGACUAAACACUACUCAAGACCUCUUCACACAGGCUGAGUACUUCGCGGAAGAAGCUAAUAGAUUAUAUAAAAUUGUUAGACAAUUUUCUUAUCAGGUGCCUGCGGGGGCUACAAAGAAAGAACUUCUAGAGCAUCUAGACAAAGUCCCGACGUACGUCCAACAGCUACAAUUUACCGUGAAGGAACCCACGGUUGGGCGUGCAGCAACCUUCAGCAAAGUAGACAACGUAAUACAAGAAACCAAACAUCUUAUGAAUGUUAUAAGUAAAGUUGUCACUACAUGUUUCGACUGCGCCAACAAGUAUUCCCUAUGUAUGCCUGAGAGAGUUCCUAUGCAUUGGAAGCCAAAUUUACAAAAAGCAUCCACGUAUAAGAGUGAAAAUAGUGUACUGAAUGGUUGA
Messenger RNA from Arctia plantaginis, 1941 nucleotides. The record is from the annotation of a GenBank genome assembly. Lineage: Eukaryota; Metazoa; Arthropoda; Insecta; Lepidoptera; Erebidae.